Sodiomyces alkalinus F11 is the source of this 588-nucleotide messenger RNA. RefSeq lists its product as hypothetical. NCBI's taxonomy places the organism in Eukaryota, Fungi, Ascomycota, Sordariomycetes, Glomerellales, Plectosphaerellaceae. The record is from RefSeq and is a predicted model, not a curated record. The coding region runs from base 80 to 418 and encodes 112 amino acids. The transcript has 2 exons.
CAAUUAUCUCACCACGCGAGCACAUCAAUUCGGGUUCUUAUUCACGGGAAGACGAUCGAUCCAUUUCAAUAACACCACCAUGUCUGCACCACGCUACAUGCACUCGGCCCUACGGCCUGCCAUACGGGCCAGCCGCAACAACAGGGUCGCCUUCAGCCCUGCAAACAAACGCAACGCCAGCACAGACAAGGAACCGUCCCGUACUCAGAUUCCGCCAGCCAGGCCUGGCAAAGCAAACAACUGGACUCCCUACGCCGCAGCCGGCCUCGGUCUCGGCGCUGUAUUCUUUUACCUCAUGGGAAGGCCAGACAAGGCGGCGAGCACCAACGUUGGCGCGCAACCGACAGGGACGCUCCCAGGGCGGGAAGGUCCUAUCCGUCCGGAAGACCGGAGCAAUAAGAGACAGCCGGGGCAGUGAGAAGGGAUUUGUGAGGAGGGGUUCGUUGCUGCGGAGAUUGUUGUUGAAACUUGAAUGACAAGGAGUUCGGCGUCGGAAUGACCGUGGGGGCUAGCUAAGGCUAAGCUGAGAAUGCCACAUUGAAAGGACUCUUUCAUCUGGUCCUUACGACCUAUGCAAUUGAACACGAA